UUGGCCUUUUCGUGAGCCUGUCUCAUACAAGAAACCGAAAAUGGGACGUCGGCCGGCAAGAUGCUACCGCUACUGCAAGAACAAGCCCUAUCCCAAAUCCCGGUUCUGCCGUGGUGUCCCAGACCCCAAGAUCCGUAUCUUUGACUUGGGUCGCAAGAGGGCUCUGGUUGACGAGUUCCCUAUUUGCAUCCAUCUUGUGUCUGAUGAAUGGGAGCAGCUGUCGUCCGAAGCCUUGGAGGCCGGGCGCAUCUGUGCCAACAAGUACAUGGUGAAGAACUGCGGUAAGGACGCCUUCCACAUCAGGAUCAGGCUCCAUCCAUUCCACGUCAUCCGCAUCAACAAAAUGUUGUCGUGCGCUGGAGCUGAUAGGCUUCAGACUGGAAUGCGUGGAGCUUUUGGCAAGCCCCAGGGUACCGUAGCCCGUGUGAAGAUCGGUCAGACCAUCAUGUCUGUCAGGACCAAGGAGGGUAACAAGGCUGCUGCACAUGAAGCUCUCAGGAGGGCAAAGUUCAAGUUCCCUGGACGUCAGAAGAUCUUUGACUCCAACAAGUGGGGCUUCACCAAGUGGACGAGGGAAGAGUACGAGAAGAUGCGCGCCGAGGGCAAGCUGGUCCCUGAUGGAGUAUCAGUCCAGUACCAUCCCGACCAUGGACCACUCAACAAAUGGAAGGCUCGUAUGCUCAAGAACUAGACGACCCGACCCAACCGCCCUGCCUCCCUCCAAGCCAGGCAGCCAUCGUUCGUCCUCGACACACUCGCCCUGUGAUACAACAGCACUGAAUGAUCCAAUCCCAUUGACAUGGAACUGAUUUCGGACCUUGCAAAAUUGGUCAUCAACCCCAUUUAUGAGAAGCUCAACAUGAUUGCCUUUUCACAACACCGUGAAAUUUCUGUAUGAAAUAUGUUUGAAGGAAUAUGGAAUUACAGAAGAAUACAGCCACAAAA
This is a messenger RNA of Strongylocentrotus purpuratus (purple sea urchin), 945 nucleotides long. It is a transcript of the gene rpl10l, whose product is annotated as 60S ribosomal protein L10. Bases 41 to 691 code for a protein of 216 amino acids. The transcript is spliced from 6 exons. Gene Ontology annotation, molecular function: structural constituent of ribosome. Gene Ontology annotation, cellular component: cytosolic large ribosomal subunit; ribosome. The record is from RefSeq and is a predicted model, not a curated record. Gene Ontology annotation, biological process: translation; ribosomal large subunit assembly. NCBI's taxonomy places the organism in Eukaryota, Metazoa, Echinodermata, Echinoidea, Camarodonta, Strongylocentrotidae.